GGAAACUGGAAACUGGCCUCACGUGAAACCAUCAAAAGGUCACGUGAUGUUGAAUGACGUAAUGGCUGGUGCAAGCGCAUCCCGUCACGAGGGGUCCGGGCAUUCCUGGCCGGGCGCGGGGGGUCACAAGGGCCCGCGGUGGCGUCACAUGAUGUCAUUCCACACUUGGGUCCCAAGUGAGGAGCGAGAAGCAGCUCGAGUCAGCCUGGAAACUGCGCCAGAGUGUGGAUAGGACUGCACGCGCGUGAGUGUGUGACACCAUGAAGGUGACUUGCGAGGAGGUGACGCACUUGGAGCUCCCCAUGGCGGUCUACGACGAGAACAUCGCCAAGAACCCGUUCUUUGUGGCCCUGGAGAAGCUCAGGCCGGACCUCUGCGAGCGCGUGGCCCGGCUGCACGGCAUCGUUCUGGUCCCGUGCUGUGGAAGUCUCGAAGGCAGCAUGGUGUCGCAGCUUCACUUUGACAGCUACGUGGUUCAGCCCGUGGAGGACGGAUACCAGACGGCAGACGGAAAGGAGGUCCGGAUCCUGGACAGGCAGGUCCUGUUGGGGUCCGGCCUGCCGCCGCCGGUGUCGGUCCCCAUCCUCUUUGAAGAAACUUUCUACAACGCCAAGGAGGAGAGCUACAGCAUCUUGUGCAUCUCCAGGCCGGUGGACGCGGCGGAGCCGGGUCCGGGCCCGGAGGCGGCGAGGCGCCACCUCAGGAGCCUGGAAGAGGUCAAGGAGUUCCUGGGCCGCCACAGCCACAAGUUGGACAAACUCAUCGGAAACUUCUGCCACGCCUUCAAGGAGCACGACAGGAAGGGACUCAGGCACCACAUAGACUCGGUUCACGGCCUUUACACGCGGUGUCUUCAGUGUGUGCUGCGAGACGCUUGCCUGAAGGUGCUGGCCAAGCGGGAGCUCCAAAUGAGUCUUCUGAAACAAGCGGUGGAGGUGUACGUCCAUCACGGCAUCCACUCGCUGAUCUUCAACCUGGUGGGGACGCUGGAAGCCAGCCAGGACGCCGCCUUCAACAAGAUCACCAGGAGCCUUCACGAGCUGCAGCACAAAGACGUCGGCGUCAAAGCGCACCUCAGCAUCAACUUGUCUGCCGCCAAACGGGAGCUGAGUCAACUCAACCAGCAGACGUCGCCGCUCCUCAAGCUGCUUUGCCUGCGCAAAGUGGCCUUGACCGCCACCCGCACGCCGUCCCGCGCAGUCAGCAUGGAAGCGGUGUGCGCCGACGACCUGCUGUCGGUCAUCCUCUACCUGCUGGUCAAGAUGGAAAUUCCCAACUGGAUGGCCAACCUGAGCUACAUGAGGAACUUCUGCUUCAGUCAGUCCAGCAAAGACGAGCUGAGUUACUGUCUGAGCACCUUCGAGGCGGCCGUCGAGUACAUCAAGCUGGGAAAGCUGCAGCACGUGCUCGCGGGUUGCGUCGAUGCGAACGGCGAGGUGCGAAUGAACGUGGAGCUGGCGAGCGCCUCGACGCCCAUCAGCCGAUUGUUCGAGCACGUCGCCAACGGGAACGAGGCGGAGGUGGAGCGUCUGCUGAGCGAAGGCGAGAGCGAAGAGGACGCGCGGCCGUGUCAUCCUUUGUGCGCCUGUGACCUCUGUGACCUUCAACUGUCCGGGAAGCUGAACGACCCGUCCGUCGUCACGGCGUCCUCCAGAGACGAGCGAGGGUACACGCCUCUGCACGUCGCCGCCAUCUGCGGUCAGGCGCAGCUGAUUGCCCUUCUGGUGUCCCAAGGCCUGCUGCUGUUGCACUACAAGGCGGACGCGGACGCUCAGGACAACAACGGCAACACGCCGCUGCACCUGGCGUGCAUGUACGGACACGAGGACUGUGUGAAGGCGCUGGUCUACUACGACUUCCAAACGUGCUGCCUGGACCUGCACAACGACAAAGGCGACACGCCGCUGCACUUGGCGUCGCGCUGGGGCUACGAGGCCAUCAUCCGCGUUCUGCUGGAGAACGGCGCCGGCGUGCGCGCGCUCAACAACAGCGCGCACACGCCCGUCCACUGUGCCCUCAACUCAAAGGUGCUGACGUUGCUGCAGGAGGCCCAAGAGCAGCGCUGCAGGAAUGGCGGCGGCGGCGGCAGCGGCUCUCAGUCCCCGGCGCGGGUUUGCCCUCAGGCGUCCGAGCGCAGCGCUCGGCGUUCGUCCACGUCCAGCGGCACCUCGUCCUCGCCGGACCGGGAGCUCCCGCCCGAGAGCGCGCCGGCGCGACAUCGCCAGGUGGAGAAGCUGCUGCGGGCGGUGGCAGACGGAGACGUUCAAAUGGUGCGUUACCUGUUGGAAUGGACGGACGAGGACGAGGCGGACGCGUUGGCCGAGGCGUCUCUGUGUCAUCCUCUGUGUCAAUGUACGACGUGCGCGCCCGCCCACAAAGCGCGCGCAGUUCCGUGCGGCGCGUUGAGCGCGAAGAGCGCCAACGCGGACGGCGUGACUCCCCUCCACGUGGCCUGCACGUACGGCCGCGCGGAGCUGACGUCGCUUCUCGUCCGCCACGGCGCCGACGUGGACGCGCGCACCGACCGCAAGGCCACGCCCCUUCACCUGGCCAGCCAGAACAACCACCUGCAGGUGGUGAAGUUCUUGCUGGAGUGCAACGCCAAGCUCAACAAGAAGGAUCGCUACGGCAACACGGCCUUGAUACACGCCUGUCUCCACGGCAACCUGGACACCGCCGCCACACUCAUCCAGAGCGAGGCGCUGGUGAACGUGCGCAACCGUCAGGGCAACACGGCGCUGCACUGCGCCGUGCGGGCCGGUCACCAGGGGCUGGUGGAUAUCCUGCUGAAGGCCGGAGCCUCCCCGCACCUGCUGAACAAGAAACACCGGACGCCUCUGGAUGCCGCGUACCAGCAAGGCGGAAAGAACACGGAGAUUGUGCGAUCGCUCCAGAAGGCGUCGGGACUUUCGCCGGAUGACGAGCCCAUUAAACUGCUCUCCGUGCCCAAAGGCGCUCUGGCUCACUCCUUCGUUCAGCGCCUGAGACACAACGAUGCCGCUCGCCACAAGUCGGCUGCCAGCAGCCGGACGCCUCUGGAUGCCGCGUACCAGCAAGGCGGAAAGAACACGGAGAUUGUGCGAUCGCUCCAGAAGGCGUCGGGACUUUCGCCGGAUGACGAGCCCAUUAAACUGCUCUCCGUGCCCAAAGGCGCUCUGGCUCACUCCUUCGUUCAGCGCCUGAGACACAACGAUGCCGCUCGCCACAAGUCGGCUGCCAGCAGGAUUCAGCAGACGAAGAACGCUUCCUGCAGUCCGACUCGGCGUUCGGCUGCACCCGAGCAGCUGAUGUGGGUGCAGGCGAGUCCCAAUGUGAGGCGGCUGCGGCGCGGCGGCACAGUGGACGCCGUCGGCCCAACCGCGAGCUCCGACGGCAGUCCCUGCUCGAGGGGGCGGGGCCUGGCCCGCUGGCACACGCUGGACUCGGGAGAGGAGGCGCCGCAGCCGCCCAUCAAGGGGCACGCGCGGACGAGACGUCGCCACGACGACGAUGACGCGCAGCCCGUCUUUGUGAUGACGUCAUCAUUCUCAAACGGACAGACGCCGAAUGCCGCCGUGACGGAACAGUCAGACGACGACGACGCCUGCCGUGAUGUCAUAUCGGGUUUAGUUGCAAGCUCCAUUCGACAUGUGAACACGCCCCGCCUCCAAGACGCACCCAUUUCUAGUGACGUGUCUGCCAUCAAAGACACGUCCCUCUCCGGUGACACGUCCCUCAUCAAAGACGCACCCCCUACUCGGGACACGCCCAAUUCAAGUGAUAAAUCCCGCAUCCAGGACACGCCUGUUUCUAGUGACGCGCCUGACAUCAAAGACACACGCCUUGUCCGUGACGAGUCCCUUUCCAGUGAGAACUUGGACUGCAGUGAAACACCCCACGUCCAAGACACGCCCAUUCUUGGUGUCACGUCCAACAUCAAAGACACGUCCCUCUCCUGUGACGUGCCCCUCAUCAAAGACGCACCCCGCACUUGGGACACGCCCAAUUCAAGUGACGUACCCCGCAUCCAAGACACGCCUGUUUCUCGCGAUGUGCCUGACAUCAAAGACACGCCCCUUGUUCAUGACGAGUCCCUUUCCAGUGAAAACUUGGACUCCAGCGAGACGCCCCGCAUCCGAGAUACGGCCAUUUCCAGUGUCACGUCCGACCUCAAAGACGCGUUCGACUCCCGUGACAUGUCCCUCAUCAAAAACACACGCCGCACUGGGGACACGCCCAACUCCGGUGACAUCCACCAAGACACUCCCGUUUCCGGUGACGCGUCCGACAUGAAAGGCAACUCGAGCCAAGUGUGAAGGAACGUCUGCUCGCAAUCUCAACAUUUGGCAGGGCGUGCGUGCAUGCGUGCGCACGGGUGUGUUCAGCCGGCGGGUGGGAAAGACGCACGCGUGUGAUGCUCCCAAACAGGAAGUUGU
Hippocampus comes (tiger tail seahorse) is the source of this 4415-nucleotide messenger RNA. RefSeq names its product ankyrin repeat domain 27 (VPS9 domain) (gene ankrd27). Gene Ontology annotation, biological process: early endosome to late endosome transport; neuron projection morphogenesis. Gene Ontology annotation, molecular function: SNARE binding; guanyl-nucleotide exchange factor activity. NCBI's taxonomy places the organism in Eukaryota, Metazoa, Chordata, Actinopteri, Syngnathiformes, Syngnathidae. The record is from RefSeq and is a predicted model, not a curated record. Gene Ontology annotation, cellular component: late endosome; transport vesicle; early endosome.